AUGGCGUCGAUAUCAGGACUCUCUAUGGCUGAGCUUAAUGCCGCCGCUCUCGACCAUUUCGUAUAUACACCCGUUGACAGCUCCAUGAUCUCAUACCUGGCUCAGGCUGCUUGUGAGGUCAUUCAGUGCGACCCUCACAUGAUGCCACCGCCACCGGCUCAGAGCAAAACACAAAUGCCUACUCCACCUCGGACACCCUCGCCAAAGGCCAUUCGGGUUGAUGACAGUGCUUUGCCGACGCUCGAGGAGUUUAUCACACAACUUGUCGUUUCAUCUAAUGUACAGGUACCCACUUUGAUGUCAACGCUGGUCUACCUCAACAGGUUAAAGUCUCAUCUGCAGCCGAUGGCAAAGGGCCUUCGAUGCACAUCACACCGCAUCUUUCUGGCUGCUCUAAUCCUUGCUGCCAAGUAUCUUAAUGACAGCUCACCCAAGAACAAGCACUGGGCCAACUACAGCCACAUCAACUCAGAUGGAUGCUCGUUUGGGUUCAGCCGAACUGAAGUCAACUUGAUGGAGAAGCAACUGCUAUUCCUACUGAACUGGGAUCUCAGAAUCACUGAGGAGGAUCUCUACCGAGAGUUGGAUGUUUUCUUGGCACCUAUUCGUGCUGAGAUCGAUGUCAAGUACGCUCGCCGCAUUCAGCGCAAGAGGGAAGAGACUCUCCGCAAACAGAGGGAGGCAGAUGCUUGGUCUGCAGCGACUCAAUUCCCUACGCCUCCAAGCUCGCGCGGGAACUCCAGGUCACGACAGCCGUCCCUGCCCGAGCAAGAGACCGUUCGCAUGGUACAAGAUGCUUCAACACCUCCUGGUCUGUCCUACAGCUCAGGAGCGAGCUCCAGCAGCUCGUACGCAUCAUCUAUUUCCUCUCGGCAAGACUCACGAUCUAGCACCCCACUUUCGGCACCAGAGGACCCUUACCUUUACGCCGAUGGGGAUCUCUACGAAUCACCUGUUGAGAUUGUCCUGGACAUGCCGCAGCCGGCUGCGAUCAGAAACUACAGGAAAGACGAUCAUCUACUUCCUUAUGAGAUCAGCGUGGAUGAGCUAAGGGAGAUGCAAGAGGGUGGCAGCAAAGCGAAGCGGGCACGGACAGGACGGGGCAUGUGGGGACGGAUGUUUGGCGGUGCCGUUCAAGUACGAUGA
Messenger RNA from Truncatella angustata, 1146 nucleotides. RefSeq lists its product as uncharacterized. Lineage: Eukaryota; Fungi; Ascomycota; Sordariomycetes; Amphisphaeriales; Sporocadaceae. Gene Ontology annotation, biological process: regulation of cyclin-dependent protein serine/threonine kinase activity. Gene Ontology annotation, molecular function: cyclin-dependent protein serine/threonine kinase regulator activity; protein kinase binding. The coding region runs from base 1 to 1146 and encodes 381 amino acids. The transcript has a single exon. The record is from RefSeq and is a predicted model, not a curated record. Gene Ontology annotation, cellular component: cyclin-dependent protein kinase holoenzyme complex; nucleus.